Maniola jurtina (meadow brown) is the source of this 1612-nucleotide messenger RNA. RefSeq lists its product as uncharacterized. NCBI's taxonomy places the organism in Eukaryota, Metazoa, Arthropoda, Insecta, Lepidoptera, Nymphalidae. Bases 102 to 749 code for a protein of 215 amino acids. Gene Ontology annotation, cellular component: glycosylphosphatidylinositol-N-acetylglucosaminyltransferase (GPI-GnT) complex. The transcript is spliced from 4 exons. The record is from RefSeq and is a predicted model, not a curated record. Gene Ontology annotation, biological process: GPI anchor biosynthetic process.
GAGAAUCUGAUUGGAUUUGAAUUUCUUAUUUUAAUAAUCUGCUAAAAUCGCAAAAUUAAAACGUUAAUAUUACAAAACAAUAACAUACAGUUCUCCUAAAAAUGUCACAUAAUUACAAAAUAAUAAAUCACGAAAAUGUUAACGGCGUAAAUCUAUCUUUGAGGGUUGAAAAUCGUCUGAAUUCACCGAAUUCUCAACGCUUUACAAUAACUUAUAAAAACAAGGAACAGAAGUCUGCUUGGCCGUUAAAAUCUCUGUUUUUAGCUGUGAUAUUUAAUGUGCUAGCCCUCUGUUUUGUACGUAUAAGCGUACAGGCUAUAUUAGUGAUAAUUAUUGUAUUGUCAUUCUUAGUUUUCUUCUGGAUUACCCAUAGCGUUCAAUCAGAAAGUCUCCUAGUCAUUCCAACAGUUGGUGUGCAAAGCUCAGUCAAGUAUGUGUUUGGGAGGGAAGACAAUUUUGUGCCAUGGUCCAACAUUGAAGAUGUUAUAAUAAAUGAAGUCAUCAAAUUGAACCGAGUUCUGUACAUUCUGACUUUACUGGUCAAAACUGGAAGUUCAACAAAUAAUGCAACUUUUACUUCAACAAGUAAUGAAUCUAUCAAACUGAUACCAUUGUUCAAGUACACGAAACCUCGGCUGGUUAUGCUGGAGACAAUAUACUCUGAACUGCAAGCGUUGCUAAUGGCGUCACAGUGUGAAGACCCUGAUCUAGGAGCUGGCGAUAAUAGCUCGUUUACACAGCCUGCGUAAGCGUAGACGUACCGCGUACCAUUGCGUUGUAAUGUAUGGAACUGUAUGAAACAUGGCACACCGCUUGCGUAAAGCGUGGACGUAUGCGUAACCCGGUGUGUUAGGGGUUUACGCGGGUCACUACGCAAUUGGUGUGAAUCGGCCUUAGAUCACCGAAUCAGAUCUAACUUAAAUACUUAAUAUAGAAUCGUUUUUGUAUUCCAUUAAUAUUCUUUAAUUCUUCCUAUUAUCGAAAUCUUCCUGUUAUAGGUAUAGAUUUAUAUGUAUCUAUAUCCGACGAAAUCGCGGGCUUAAGCUAGUCUAAAUAUAUAAAAAAAGCUGACUGACUGACUGACUGACUGACUGAUCUAUCAACGCAUAGCUUAAACUACUGUACAGAUCGGGCUGAAAGGCACGCUAUUGUGACAUAGACAUGUGCUAAAAAAGGAUUUUUGAAAAUUCGACCCCUAAGGGGGUAAAAUGGGGGGUCGAAAUUUGUGUGGCCCUCGCGGACGAAGUCGCGAGCAUAGGCUAGUAUAUUAUAAAAUAAUAAUUAACCCACCAGUGUGAAUUGAAGCGAGACUGAUAAGUUAUAUAAUAUGAAAGUUGAAUAAAGUGUAAUGUUUUCACAAACAAUUUGAAGAGAAAAUGUGUGUAAUUAUCAUUUAUUAUUAAACUAGAAGGUCGGUUGUUGUACGCAAUCUCUAAACUAAUUUGGUCUCUUUCCGCACAGAGCAUUAUGAAAGAAAUAGCAAUACUUUUAGAAAAUUGUCAUUUAAUAGUUUAGAGUUUGUAUACAACAGAAUUAGUUCCAUAUUUUAUUAAUUGUUGUAAAUAUAAUGAUUAUUUAUUUAUUAAGAUGGGUUCUGUAGGUUAAGUUUAUG